Molecule: messenger RNA, 2567 nt
Organism: Thlaspi arvense
Lineage: Eukaryota; Viridiplantae; Streptophyta; Magnoliopsida; Brassicales; Brassicaceae
Source: the annotation of a GenBank genome assembly
AAAUAUCCAACCGAAAUUUAUGUAUAAACCAACUGUUUUCUUUUUCUUAUAUCGACCGAAAAAAUAACCUGAAUAUAUUUGGUUUAUAGUUUGGUUCACUUAACAUACAUUCUUCCUCUGUUCUAUGACUUCGCUGCGCCGCCUUUCCUCUGCCAUUUGUCUUAAAACCGAAAGUACAAAGGAAUAAGAUUGCUUCAGCCUCCGCCGUCAAGAAUAUCUGCGACCAGCCACUUUGCGGCCAGUUUCCGGUAGAAUCAGAACGACGAAGAUCGUGAUUUUGGUACCAUUUGAAAGAGAUUUCUCCCAGGGUUUAAGAACAACCGAGCUUGGUCGAUUUGGAGUUUCGCGGAGGCGUUUUGUGAUUUGUGAAUCCCUCUCCCAAAGAACUAGGGAGAGUUAGAUUGCGAUCUUGGUGUCUCUGGAAAGCUCUCACUGCCACGAAUCCACUGAAUUUAACGGUUCACCAAUCAAAGCUAAACUAGGAUCUUGAAGUUGAGCGGAAAUCAGUCUCAAAUUUGUUUAUUUUUCCAGCGAACUAGGAUGACUUAGAAUGAGAUCAAGGUAUCUCUGGAGAGGUCUUGCUGCGAAGAAUCUAUAUAGGAAGUGACGUUGAUUCGUUUGAAGCUUAUGUAGGCGUGGUGGUUGUAUGAGUUUCAAGUUAGGGCAGGAAAGCGAAGGAUUAAAAAAAACAAUGGCGGAAGAGCCGAGGACGACAAGAGAUAGUAUUUACAGAGCUGCGAGGAGUAUAAAGCGAAGAGACAACAGUCUCUACAACGCUCUUCGAUCAAUCUACCAAGACUCCAUCUUCGUGAACGAGAUCUCGCAGCUAUGGCCGAAACUUCCUCUCGUCGCAAACCUUCGUUGUGGUCUUUGGUACUCUCCAAGAUUCGACGCCACUUGCUACUUCAAAUCCACCGAUGGUCAUACCAACAACUUGUCCUUCAACACUUCACGUCUCAAUCUCCAUCUUCCUCUUCUCGCUGGAGAAAAAGGAGGUUGUAUCAUUAUUGAUUCUACUCGUAAAGGAAAGCGCUUUCCGGAUAGCAUGUCCAAAACCAUACCCAUAUGGUCAUGUGUAUUGAAUCGCUCGAUAUUUAAUCACUUGAAGAAAUUAUCUAACACUGAUCAGCUCAUUGAUGCAGGUUUCAAUGGUGAUAACAUACGAGAAUUGUUAGAUAAAUGGGAUUGUGGUUUACAUCUUCCACUAUGGGUUUCCAAGACUGAGAAAGCCUGUAUUGAAGCUCGGUUAGAUGAAUGGACAAGACAAUUAGAUGAGAGUGGAGCUGAUAUAGCCUCUCUUGCUUCAUGUUUGAGAAAACCUUUACGUCCUCUUUGGGUUUCGCAGAAAACGGUCAUAUGGUUGAAUGAAGUACCUGAGCAUGAUUCGUGGGAUUUCAUCCCUCUCAUCCUUGUCUCAGGUUCUGCUUCUGGUGAAAUUCAACAAUAUAGGACCAAUUCAGAAUUUAGUUCGAGCUAUAUUCCAGGGGCUGGUGACGAUGAAGAGAGUUGGGCUAGAGGUUUAUCUCCGAAUGUUUUCUGGACACAUGUUGACGAUCUUAUUGAUUCGGAACCUUACUUGUGUAACAAGAAAGUUGCAGAGAUUGUUGAGAACGAUAGAGUAUACCGAGCACAUAGGGGUGAAGAAGCUCCUCAAGUUCUUGUCAAAUGCUCAAAAUCUUCUGGUGGAAUCAAUCACACAAAGAGUGAUGAAAUCUUAUCUCUUAGUGUACCAAAACCAAAAGUUGAUGAAGAAAGCUUAGUAUCUUGGUUAGCAUCAACUAAUCUUGCUGUUGGGGCAUCACAAGUAGCUAGUAAGGUGACAUCUAUCGACUGCAUAUUAAAUUGCGAUCAAAAUCCGAUCUCAGUCCCUCAAACAUAUCAUGAAGAGCAUUUGCAUCUCCCCAUGAAGGGUUCAAAAUUUGAUAGGUUCUCCAUAUUAAAGAAUCUUCCUUCCGCUGUUGAUUUUGCUAAGAUGAAGAUGAGUUUGGGAAAGAAACUCUUAAUUUGUUGUCAAGAUGGGGAAGAUAUCAGUGUAUGUGUAAGUUUGGCCAUCUUAGUAUCAUUAUUCAAUGAAGAAGGGGAAUUUGAUGGUGGAAAAUCUUUUGAGAAAAAGAGUAUUACAAAAAUUGAAAUGCGGCGGAUGCUAAUAUUUAUAUGCAAAUACGUUGUCAAUGCCAGACCAUCUAGAGGGAAUCUAAAGCAAGUUUUAAGUUUUCUUUCGAGCGGAAAUUCGGAGGAUUGAAGGUAGAAAUCAUGUAUUCUUCAAGGUUAUUAUGGAUUCAUCUUUGCUUGCAGUGAGAAAACCAACAAAUUUUGCAAUCUUUUCAGUCUUUAGUUGCAUUCUACAUUAUGUGAUGAGAGUUUUUGUAAUGGUUUCAUCUUGAUAUUUUGUAGUCAAGAGAAUCUUUUAUGGCUUUUACACCAAUCAGUUCGUUGAGACAAAGUUUUGCCAAAAGCCACUAUUGCAGUAUAUAUGAGAUUCGAAACAGACUGGUUUGGAAUAUAAUGAUUUUUUUUUUUAAAUGCUUCCUAAAAAUUGAGAUGCAAGAAGCUUUGACGAUCUAAAA